Molecule: messenger RNA, 1000 nt
Organism: Aureobasidium pullulans EXF-150
Lineage: Eukaryota; Fungi; Ascomycota; Dothideomycetes; Dothideales; Saccotheciaceae
Product: CDP-diacylglycerol--serine O-phosphatidyltransferase
Exons: 4
Coding region: 122-841 (239 amino acids)
Biological process (GO): phospholipid biosynthetic process
Cellular component (GO): membrane
Molecular function (GO): phosphotransferase activity, for other substituted phosphate groups
Source: RefSeq, a predicted model, not a curated record
ACCUGCUUUCCCUUUUGUGCACCGCAAGGAACCUCUGUCCUUCUUGUUAUUUGUUAUACUCCUAGCACCUUCCACUCUUGAGUUUGACACCCACUCAAGAAACACCAACACUCAAUUCAUCAUGUCUCGCAGAGUGAACGCGUCAACCGACGCUGCAAAAGAAGUCACCGCUAGUCCUCCUAUGGACAAGCAGAAGCGCCUGUUGGAGGAGUCUGACCCAGGCCACUUCUCUAUGAUCCGUGCUAUGCACCUUGCCGACCUCAUCACCCUCCUGAAUGGCUUCUGCGGUAUCAACUCGGUCAUGUCCUCUCUCCGCUACUGCAUGGGCAACCCCAACGAUUUCGGUAACCUUUGGGCUGCCCUGGCCUUCAUGCCCUUCGGUCUGUUCUUCGACUUUAUGGAUGGCAAGGUCGCUCGCUGGAGAAAGAAGAGCUCGCUUAUGGGCCAGGAGCUUGAUUCGCUCGCCGACUUGAUCUCCUUCUGUGUCUCCCCCGCUGUCGCAUCAGUCGCAAUCGGCAUGCGCACCCCUCUCGACCACUUCCUCCUCACCUCCUUCGCCCUUUGCGGUCUCCUCCGUCUCGCUCGCUUCAACAUCACCACCGACAGCGUGCCCAAAGAUGCCAACGGCAAAGCAAAGUACUUUGAAGGUCUCCCCACCCCCACCUCCCUAGGCAUUGUCUCCUUGAUCUCCUUCUGGGUCAGCAAGGGCUGGAUCCACGAUCAGCUUCCUUUCGGCGUGUUUGCUGAGGGCUCGAUAUUCGAAUUCCACCCUGCUGCUCUGAUCUUUGUGGCUCAUGGAUGUCUUAUGAUCAGCAAGACUUUCCACGUCCCUAAGCCUUAGUUCUUUUUUUCCUCUGGAUUCGGAAGCACGAAAGAUGGAGACGAAAAAAACACGAGAACGCAGAUACGAUGAUGGCAUCUUUUUGAUCGAGGGGUUGGUCUAUGAUAUGGAACAUGGGAUAUUUGACCUCAACGAUACGAAAAAGAACAAAAAGGAUUG